UUGAGCCGCGAAUGGGCAUGCUCUUGCGAGACGGUAGCUCUCCAUGAUGAAGGAGGGUUGCCCAUAUUCUAUGAGAGGGAAACUCACACACGGGGCUCGACGCGGUGUAUAAGACCACGCUUGCUCGCCCAGUAACCACGUCUCCAUCCGACAGUCUCCGGCUCUCAGCACCGUCAACACAACUCAACAACUCGCGGCUCUUGUGUCCUCAAAGUCUCAAACCCAUAUUCUUCCAUUGUGUCCGCUCUCUCAUUGCGCCACCCGUCACGAUGACCCGCAUCUUGAUCACCAUACUGGCCGCGACCGCAGCCUUUUGGCAGGCCAUGGCCCUCCCGGCUGCCCAGGGCGGAGGUGAGGGAGAGGCUGGCGGACCUUCUCCCACCCGUUCCACCCAUCCCGGGGGCCCGCGUCCCACGCACACUCUCAGUCUCAGCCUCCCCCCUCGCCCGACGGGAUCUCCCUCCUUCAGCCUCCCGCCCCGCCCUUCCGGCUCUCACUCGCCUCCGCCUCCGCCUCCGCCUCCGCCUCCUCCUCCUCCUCCUCCUCGCCCCACGCGCUCUCACUCGUUCACCUUCCCUCCUCAGCCCCCGACCGGAACUCACUCUCUGCCGCCUCGCCCGACCGGUUCCCACCCGGCGCCCCCAUCAAUCUCCACGCAUUCCCUGCCCCCUCGCCCCACAGGCUCUCACUCGUUCAGCUUCCCUCCUCAGCCGCCGACGGGAACUCACUCCCUGCCGCCUCGCCCGACUAGGACUGUGACUCGCUCCCGUGGGCCGCGCCCUACUACGACUACCAGUGCCGGGUCCAGUGCCGGUGGUUCGGAGUAAGAACAUUCUCGAUGAUGGAUGAGGAGGAGGAUGAGGAGUAAGCAGGGAAAGCUUUUUGGCGACGUUUUGGUGGUGGAAGUCAAAUCUAAAUACUAGGUGCAGGGGGGGAUGGAUGGUGCUUAGUACUACUAGUUCGCUCGCUGCGUUGCGAUUCGAUUCGGUUCGGUUCAACACUUCCAAUUCUCGACUCUCGCUGAAUGAUUGUGGUUUGGUUAACAAGGCGUGCUUCUCGGUUCGGAAAGUAAGGUAUUGAUAGGCUGGACGCCAGAUGCCUUAGGCAGACCAAGACCAGGCAUUUCUGAAAGACACACGCCAUCAGCCUACUAGACUACUAGUACUAGUACCGCGUGUGAAGUCAGUGGCACGGCGAACAAGGG
Molecule: messenger RNA, 1204 nt
Organism: Chaetomium strumarium
Lineage: Eukaryota; Fungi; Ascomycota; Sordariomycetes; Sordariales; Chaetomiaceae
Exons: 1
Coding region: 270-827 (185 amino acids)
Source: RefSeq, a predicted model, not a curated record